AUGAAAUAUUCAAUGGUAUUUUGUUUAUUGGCGGUUGUUUUACUACAACAAUGCAUGAGUGCUCACGUUCAUCACGAAGGAGAGAAAAAUGAUGAAGAUCACAAAACUCACAUGAGCCAUGAAGGAGGUGACCAUAAAGGCCACAAACAUGAAAAUUGUGGUCACCCAUCCCAUUUGGUGGAAGAUCACACAUCUCAUACGGUGGAAGAUCACACUGGCCAUAACCAUGGUCCUAUUGAAAACCCAAUUUAUGAUGACCCAAUUCAUGACAACGGAGCUGGUGGAGUUUAUGGUCACCAUCAAGAUAUCAUUCUCCAAAAAUUUAGAAAGGGUCAAGCAUUGUAUUAUCAAUAG
Molecule: messenger RNA, 354 nt
Organism: Macrosiphum euphorbiae (potato aphid)
Lineage: Eukaryota; Metazoa; Arthropoda; Insecta; Hemiptera; Aphididae
Source: the annotation of a GenBank genome assembly